AUGCCACUUUUCAGCUGGAUGAAGUGGCCGAGAAAUAAUUCCUACAAGCAGACACACUAUGCUGGUUCAGAUACGGUGACAAAGACCCUGCUUCGGGAAUUAAAAUGGCAUCUAAAAGAGCGUGAGAGAUUAAUACAAGAGAUCGAAAAUGAACAAAAAGUGAAAAAAACAGGUGUGGAUUACAACUGGCUGAGAAACUACCAGAAUCCUCAGGCAACCAUCCCAGCUACCGAACAAAGACAGCUUGAAGUUCUUUGUUCCCAAGUGCACCCUUGUCAAACCGGAACUAUUCUCAGCAGAUUUCGAGAACUUCUGGCAGAAAAUGAUGUACUUCCCUGGGAAAUAGUCUACAUCUUCAAGCAAGUUCUGAAAGACUUCCUCAGCAGUCCUGACAGAGGUGGUCGGCACGCUGGCCUGUGGGACUCUGCCGCCAGCUGUUCCCCAGCCCCUGUGCUCUCAGGCGAAAGCUCCCAGAGGUCCCACAAAGACGAAAUACCCACGAUUUCAAGUUAUGUAGACAGAAACGCCAACAGCAGGCUUCCAUCAUGUUCACACACAGUGUGGAACCGGCCGCACUACUACCCAUCAAGUUAA
Molecule: messenger RNA, 594 nt
Organism: Arvicola amphibius (Eurasian water vole)
Lineage: Eukaryota; Metazoa; Chordata; Mammalia; Rodentia; Cricetidae
Gene: Rd3l
Product: RD3 like
Source: RefSeq, a predicted model, not a curated record